AAGCUGACUGGUAUCCAUCCAGGGGUGCUAUGUAUACAGGAGGGAUCAUGAAGUGUCUCAUUGCUGUCCUGGUCUGUGUGGUGCUCGCAGAGGGAAUCAAGAUCCCUCUGCACAAGCAUAAGUCUAUGCGUGAGGCCCUGAGAGAGAAAGGGACCGUGGUGCCUUACCAGGAUCCAGCUCUCAAGUACCAGCCCAAUGAGUUCGCCAGCUCUGCGAGCAUGUACAUCAACAACUAUGCUGAUACCACCUACUAUGGAGCCAUCUCCAUUGGAACACCUCCCCAGUCCUUCCAGGUGCUGUUUGACACUGGCUCUGCCAACCUGUGGGUCAACUCCAUCUACUGUAACACUCAGUCCUGCAAUGCACAUAAAAAGUUCAACCCCCAGCAGUCCUCCACCUUCUAUGGCACGCGUCAGACCUUCUACCUGCCCUAUGGAGCUGGAAGCCUGUAUGGAGUCUUCGGAUAUGACACUGUCAAUGUUGGCGGGAUUGUGAUUAAUAACCAGGAGGUUGGUCUGAGCACAGAUGAGCCUGGUCAGACCUUCGAGGUGGCCAAGUUUGAUGGCAUCCUUGGUCUGUCCUACCCCUCUAUCUCAGCCGGAGGAGAGACCCCUGUCAUGGACAACAUGAUGUCUCAAAACCUGCUGGAUGCUGACAUAUUUGCUUUCUACCUGUCCAGGGGAGGACAGCAGGGCAGUGUGCUCUCUUUCGGAGAAGUAGACAACAACCUGUACCAGGGCCAGAUCUACUGGACCCCUGUCACCUCUGAGACCUACUGGCAGAUCGGCGUUCAAGGAUUCCAGAUCAACGGCCAGGAGACCGGCUGGUGCUCUCAGGGCUGCCAGUCCAUUGUGGACACUGGAACCUCCAUGCUGACAGCCCCAAGCCAGCUUCUGGGUAGCAUCAUGCAGGCCAUUGGAGCCCAACAGAAUCAGUAUGGAAUGUAUGCAGUGGACUGCAGCCAGGUCAACAACUUGCCAACUCUCAGCUUUGUUAUCAGCGGUGUUACCUUCUCUCUGCCUCCUUCUGCUUACAUCAUCCAAUAUGGAUACCAGGUCUGUGGAGUGGGUAUCACCCCCACCUACCUGCCCUCUCGUGACGGUGAGCCCUUGUGGAUCUUUGGAGACGUGUUCCUCAGAGAGUACUACUCCGUCUAUGACCGCACCAACAACCGCGUCGGCUUUGCUUCAGCUGUCUAAGUGUAACCUAACCUGACCAUAAACCUGAUCAGAUGAUAAUGAUUCUGUGUUUCUGUGUCCACUCAAACACUGUGAAGAGUCUGAGACUUUGGUACAUCUCAAACAUCUGCUCUGGGAUUAAACAAGACAUUUUCGAGAAUAUGGGUUUAAUUUCAAUCGACAUGUUCA
Messenger RNA from Lates calcarifer (barramundi perch), 1367 nucleotides. RefSeq names its product gastricsin. The record is from RefSeq and is a predicted model, not a curated record. NCBI's taxonomy places the organism in Eukaryota, Metazoa, Chordata, Actinopteri, Centropomidae. Gene Ontology annotation, molecular function: aspartic-type endopeptidase activity. The coding region runs from base 30 to 1199 and encodes 389 amino acids. Gene Ontology annotation, biological process: proteolysis. The transcript is spliced from 9 exons.